This is a messenger RNA of Symbiodinium pilosum, 477 nucleotides long. The record is from the annotation of a GenBank genome assembly. NCBI's taxonomy places the organism in Eukaryota, Dinophyceae, Suessiales, Symbiodiniaceae.
AUGUGGCCAAAGGCAAGUCAUCCCUGCUUCUGGAUCCCAGGUGUCGCGUUUAGUCCGUUUGAAGAUCCUGCAGUGGAACAGGCGCGGCUGAAGGACAAGCUGUCCACUGGUCUUGUGCAAGAAAUCUGGCUGCAGAUCGGUUCCGAUCUCGCUGCGUUGCGAACUGGCCUAGAAUUCUUGAAGACCUCCGCGCCCGAUGUUGCAAUCUACGGCUCUGUGUUCGUUCCGUCAGAGCAACUGUUGAGAAGGUUUCGCGAGCGUCCUUGGCAAGGUGUUGAUCUCACUCCGAACAAUUAUCUCGAGUCGCUCCAGAAUGCAGAAGCAGUGACCAAGCAGAUCUUGCAGCUAUAUUCGGAAUUCGGUGUGCUGCCUCUCGUGGAAAGUCCCGUGGAGAGUCCUUCUGUUCUGCGGAACAUGGUAUCCAUGCUCCAAGAGCGCACUGGCAACGCUCAAGCAGACCAGAAUCUUACUUGUUGA